CCCCCGGAUCGCCCCCCUCCGCUCACGCCCUCUUGCACCGCCGGACUCCCGGACCUCCUUGCCAUGGCGGCCGCCGCGCUCAGGGCUCAGCUCAACGCCCUCGUCGACUCCAUGUUCACCACGGGUAUUGUGGACGAGGCUUUCCAACACCUGCGGUCGGUGGAGCAGGAGGGCUUCCUCGCUGAGGUCGUCAACCUCUUCAUCCACGACGCCGACAACAUCCUCAACGAAGUCGCCCACCUGCUGAACCAGCCCGUGGUGAACUUCAGCAGGGUGGGCGCACUGGUGCAUCAGCUAAAGGGGUGCAGCGGCAGGUGAUGACCAUGAUAAACCAUUUAUUUCCCCGGCCCAUUUUUAACUCUCGACGCCGUGCAAUUCAGAUGUGUUUGUCAUCGGCAUGCAGUUUUUGUGUCGUUUGCGUUGUCGUAUAUAGUCGUAAGUAGAAGAGCCGAAUUUAGUUGUGUUCCGUGCAACGGAAGUGCCGGUACCCAUGCGAACGGCAAUGUUAUGGGUCGGCGAAGAUAAGUCCGUCGUCUUGCGAACGUUUCUAGUAUAUAUUA
Messenger RNA from Triticum dicoccoides, 560 nucleotides. RefSeq names its product histidine-containing phosphotransfer protein 2-like. The record is from RefSeq and is a predicted model, not a curated record. Gene Ontology annotation, biological process: phosphorelay signal transduction system; phosphorylation; cytokinin-activated signaling pathway. The transcript is spliced from 3 exons. Bases 64 to 318 code for a protein of 84 amino acids. Gene Ontology annotation, cellular component: cytoplasm; nucleus. Gene Ontology annotation, molecular function: histidine phosphotransfer kinase activity; protein histidine kinase binding. Lineage: Eukaryota; Viridiplantae; Streptophyta; Magnoliopsida; Poales; Poaceae.